CUCUUGUGGAGAGUAAAUUACUUGGUCACCUUUCUAUUAAUUCAGGGGGCUACAUAAUAAAAGAGACAAUUUCUUUCUUUCUUUUCUUUAAUGGAAGUAAAUAACUCACUAUACUAAAGGGUUCUAUAUUCUAUCUGUUUCCCCCUAUUUUGGCUACGUUUCUUUUUGGCCCGAACCUAACAAUCCAUCCCUUCCAUCGCAGAAAACCUUGGAUCUGGCUCAGGGUUUUGAAUGCCUGAUUAAAUCAUUUGAAGAUGAGUCCAUUUUCAAUCACGCGUAAGAAAACGCCUUUCCAGAAGCACAGAGAAGAGGAAGAAGCCAAGAAGAAGAGGGCAGAGGACGAAACUGCUCGAUUAUACGAGGAGUUUGUGGCAUCGUUUCAAGGAGAUAAUAACCCUGGAUCAAAGGCAUUUGUUCGAGGUGGAACAAUCAAUCCCAAUGAGAGGUUGAAAUCCGAUUCUGAAGGUGAAAAAUCCAAAGAUGGGGUGUCUGUUCCAAAGAAGGGAAGUAGGUAUGUUCCAUCUUUCAUACCACCUCCUUUGGCAGCCAAGGAAAAGGAAUCUGAGAAGAAGGAGGAGGAGAGGAUGAAGGAGAAAGAGAAGGUAAAGUCUCGAAAUAUUGACCAUUUUAUGGAGGAGCUGAAGCAUGAACAAGAGAUGAGGGAAAGGAGAAAUCUGGAACGUGAACAUUGGCGUGAUGGGCGUCAUAGUGAUAGUUCAGCUCCAUCUAGUCGCUUUGAUGAACUGCCUGAUGAUUUUGAUCCUAGUGGAAAAUUGCCCGGAUCACUUGAUGAUGCUGAUCCUCAAACGACAAAUCUCUAUGUUGGAAAUCUCUCACCAAAAGUUGAUGAAAAUUUUCUUCUGCGGACUUUUGGAAGAUUUGGACCUAUUGCUAGUGUGAAAAUUAUGUGGCCUAGGACAGAGGAGGAGCGAAGAAGGCAAAGAAAUUGUGGUUUUGUGGCUUUCAUGAAUAGAGCUGAUGGACAAGCUGCAAAAGAUGAAAUGCAAGGAGUUAUUGUAUAUGAAUAUGAAUUGAAAAUUGGGUGGGGUAAAUCUGUUGCUCUUCCAUCACAAGCAUUACCUGCUCCCCCACCUGGACAGAUGGCUAUCAGGAGUAAGGAGGGUAGUUCUAUAAUCUUAUCUGGUCCUUCAGGUCCACCAGUCACAUCUCUUCCAAAUCAGAAUUCUGAACUGGUUCUUACUCCAAAUAUUCCAGAUAUAAUGGUCACUGCACCUGAGGAUGGCCACCUCCACCAUGUGAUAGAUACAAUGGCUCUUUAUGUCCUUGAUGGAGGAUGUGACUUUGAACAAGCUAUUAUGGAGAGGGGUCGUGGCAAUCCUCUAUUCAACUUUUUAUUUGAGCUUGGCUCAAAGGAACACACUUACUACGUCUGGAGGCUAUAUUCUUUCGCUCAGGGUGAUACUCUUCAAAGGUGGCGGACAGAGCCUUUUAUCAUGAUAACUGGGAGUGGAAGAUGGGUACCACCACCUUUGCCAGUGUCAAAAAGUCCAGAGCAUGAAAAGGACUCUUCUGCCACAUAUGCCGCAGGAAGAAGCAGGCGGGUGGACCCAGAAAGACCACUUACUGAUCCACAAAGGGACGAAUUUGAGGACAUGCUACGGGCAUUGACAUUGGAGAGGAGUCAAAUAAAGGAAGCCAUGGGCUUUGCUUUGGAUAAUGCUGAUGCUGCUGGAGAGGUAGUUGAAGUUUUGACAGAGUCUCUGACACUUAAAGAAACACCUAUUCCAACUAAAGUAGCAAGGCUUAUGCUCGUCUCUGACAUUCUUCAUAAUAGCAGUGCUCCUGUUAAAAAUGCAUCUGCAUACCGUACUAAAUUUGAAGCAACAUUACCUGAUAUAAUGGAGAGCUUUAAUGAUCUGUACCGCAGUGUAACAGGAAGGAUCACUGCUGAAGCCCUAAAGGAAAGGGUUCUGAAAGUGUUGCAAGUAUGGUCAGAUUGGUUUCUUUUCUCAGAUGCAUACGUGAAUGGACUACGAGCCACUUUUCUUCGAUCAGGAAACUCUGGAGUGGCCCCAUUCCAUUCUAUUUGUGGUGAUGCACCAGAAAUUGAAAAGAAGACUAGCUCAGAAGAUGCAGUUGAUGGGAUUAAAGCUAACCAAGAUACUGCGUUGGCCAUGGGCAAAAGUGCUGCUAUGAAGGAGUUAAUGGAUCUCCCACUUGCCGAGUUGGAAAGGCGCUGUAGGCAUAAUGGAUUAUCUCUUGUUGGUGGUAGAGAAAUAAUGGUUGCACGACUAUUAAGUCUGGAAGAUGCCGAAAAGCAGAGAGGUUAUGAACUAGAUGAUGAGUUGAAGCUGCGGUCAAGUUAUAGUCGGUAUUCUAGUGGUCAAAGAGGUGCAAAUGUUGAAACAGAAGUGGCGGGAUUGUCUGGACGGACUCGUUAUGCAGAGGAUGAGAUCCCUUCACAACGCAAAGGGUCUGUACCUCUGGCUGAAACCCUUCCAAUCCCACAGCCUGAACUAAAAGCAUUCACAAAGAAAGAGAAAACUGAUCCUGUUUUGCCAGCCUCUAAAUGGGCUAGAGAGGACAAUGACAGUGAUGAUGAAGAAAAGAGAAGCUCCAAGGGUCUGGGGUUGAGCUAUUCAUCUUCUGGAAGUGAGAAUGCUGGUGAUGGUCAUGGUAAGGCUGAUGAAUUGGAGUUUGGAACUGAGGUGAACAUUCUAGUUCCAUCUGAAAGUGCAAUGAAUGAAGAGCAGAGGCAAAAGUUGAGAAGACUUGAGGUUGCUCUUAUAGAAUACAGAGAAUCCCUUGAGGAGCAAGGAAUUAAAAAUGCCGAGGAUAUUGAAAAAAGGGUUGCAGUUCAUCGGAAACGGUUAGAAUCUGAAUAUGGUUUAUCAGAUUCUGGUGAAGGAAGAAAAAGAACGUCGAGAGAGAGGAGAGAUAGGCGGGAUGAUGUGCACGACUCUUCAAGAAAGCGGCUUCGAAGUCAAAGCCAAAGUGAGAGCCCUCCACGGAAACAAUCCAACAGAGGCAGGGAUAGAGAAAAUGAUUCAGAAAAGGACCGCGAAAGGCACAGAGAAAGAGAGAGAUAUCAUGACCUGCAAAAUGAAAGGGGGAGAGAGAGGGAGCGAGACCGUUGGGAAAAGAGUGGAAGCAGAGAAAGAGAUGACCAUGACAGAGAUAGAGGUAGGGAUAGGGAUAGCCGAAGGCGAAUGAAGUGAGAUUUUAGGUUCGUGGGAUACCUUACUUCAACGUUUGCUUGGUAUCUGAUCUGGGUAGCAUGGUUUGAGAUGAGGAGAUGACUUGGCUUGUCUGGGAUGCUUAAGCAGCAGCAUCUGUCAUUAGAAAAUUGGUUUCAAACAAUGCUAGAAAUGCUGGACUGCCCAUGAGAAAAAUCUGGUUCUUGUAGAACCAUCUUGUAGUAAAAUAUACGACAGCAUUUGAUGUUUUUGGUGGUUUGCAUUUUAUGAAAAUCAAGUUAAUUGCCUAAUAA
This is a messenger RNA of Gossypium raimondii (Peruvian cotton), 3451 nucleotides long. RefSeq names its product protein RRC1. The transcript is spliced from 18 exons. NCBI's taxonomy places the organism in Eukaryota, Viridiplantae, Streptophyta, Magnoliopsida, Malvales, Malvaceae. Gene Ontology annotation, molecular function: RNA binding. The record is from RefSeq and is a predicted model, not a curated record. Gene Ontology annotation, biological process: RNA processing. Gene Ontology annotation, cellular component: nucleus. Bases 255 to 3179 code for a protein of 974 amino acids.